Messenger RNA from Eupeodes corollae, 2871 nucleotides. RefSeq names its product ETS-like protein pointed (gene pnt). Gene Ontology annotation, cellular component: nucleus. The record is from RefSeq and is a predicted model, not a curated record. NCBI's taxonomy places the organism in Eukaryota, Metazoa, Arthropoda, Insecta, Diptera, Syrphidae. Gene Ontology annotation, biological process: cell differentiation; regulation of transcription by RNA polymerase II. Bases 131 to 2065 code for a protein of 644 amino acids. The transcript has 2 exons. Gene Ontology annotation, molecular function: DNA-binding transcription factor activity, RNA polymerase II-specific; sequence-specific DNA binding.
CGUCGCCACGGGGGUAAAGCUGAAGAAGCUGACAUCCACCGCACCGACAACCGGGAUCGAGACAACGAGAGCGAAAGAGAAGCUAAGCAAUACCGAGACCAAGAGCAGCAGCAAUUGCCUCCUCUAUAUUAUGGGUAAGAAUGUAUUCAUUAAAGAGGAGCACCAUCAGCAUCAGGACUCAUCAUCGUCGCUGCCCACAAAUGAAGAUGGAUCGACGUUGCGUAGUUUAUCGGAUUUGUCAGAUCAUGAAGCAUCGUUGGAUGUACCGGCUCAGAUACCGCCAUUCACCCCCGGGACGAAUAAGAAAGUCGCUGAAGUGCUGAAGGCAUCCUUUGCAUCGUGGGAGAAAGAAGUACAAAAUUGUAAUAUCACCAAAGAUCCACGCGAAUGGACUGAAGAUCAUGUGAUCUAUUGGCUUAGUUGGGCCACUAAGGAAUUCUCAUUGGAAUCAAUGAAUAUCCAGCCGUUUAUGAAGAUGACUGGUCGAGCGAUGGUGGCAUUGGGCCGGGAGAGAUUUCUGGCAAUAGCACCACCAUUCACAGGGGAUAUACUGUGGGAGCACUUGGAGAUUUUGCAAAAGGAUUGUGAAGAUGGUGCUGGGGCUGUGUAUAAUAUGACAAGUGGUGGUGUCGGUGGUGGUGGAUCAUCGUCAGUCUGUGGAUCGGACCAAAUAGCCAAUUAUUUAGGUAACAAUAAUAAUCAAAGAUUAACCGCACAUGAUUACUCUUCUAGUGAUAAUAGCAGUUUUCAUUCAACCUCGCAUGGUGGGACGGUGAUUGGAGCAUCUGUGACGUCGCAUAGCGGCACUCCACCACCAGUACCUCCACAAUCAUCGUUGUCGUCUCAACAACAACAACAACAGCAGCAACACCAACAUCAGCAUCAGCAUCAGCAGCAGCAACAACAACAUCCCACACAACAACAGCAACAAAUGUCACAACAACUAUCCCAGUCGGAGAGAGUGGGGCUUGGAAUUCAUUCACAAAUCUCCUCACAUACUCCCCAACCUAACAACCAACAACAACAACAACAGCACCACCAAGUGGCUGCGAACAACAAUAAUAACAACAACAACAAUAACAACAACAGUACGACAAGUAGUAGUAACAGUAGCAAUAGUAGUGGGUCAACAAUAGUUGCUCAUGGAGAUCCACGAAGUGGGUCUUCGGAUUACUCGCACAACAACAACUCGGCUGCGUUAAAUCUCAGCUACAUGCACAUGGCUAUGAAUGCUGUUGGAGGUGCAACAAAUAAUUCAGGUGCUCCUCUCUACCACCAUAUCAAAGAAGAACCCGGUCUCAGUAACAAUGAUGGUUUCCACGAUACGUCGUCGAUGAUGGAUCAUCAUCAUCCUCACCAUGCGCCGCCGCCGUCAUAUCAACUCGACACCGGGGGCGGAGGGGGAGGCGGUUCGGCUUCAACCCACGCACCAGGACCCGACUACUACUCGGGUAUACUCGGAGAGCACAAGUACAAUCCGUACGCAAGGCCACGGUACCACGACAAUUACCCACCGCCAGAUUUUGUGUCCUACCAUCAGCCACCGCCUCCGUCAGCGUUCCAAAGCAGUCAUCAUCCGCAGUCUCAAUCUCAUCAGCCCAACUUGGGGCCCGACCAAUGGAGUCCGCACAAUUUGGCGGCGUACAUGAGUUCGAUGGGCUUGGAAAAAGGCCUCGGUGGAGGUGGCUACCCGACGGCUCCUGGUGGAGUGCCUUGCUUCACUGGCUCGGGGCCAAUUCAACUGUGGCAGUUCUUGCUUGAACUGCUAAUGGAUAAAACCUGCCAAAGUUUCAUAUCCUGGACCGGCGAUGGAUGGGAAUUCAAAUUGACCGAUCCGGAUGAGGUGGCCCGUCGAUGGGGCAUCCGAAAGAAUAAACCAAAAAUGAACUACGAGAAGCUAAGUCGUGGUUUGCGGUACUACUACGAUAAGAAUAUCAUCCACAAGACGGCGGGCAAGCGCUAUGUCUACCGAUUUGUGGGCGAUCUACAGAAUCUGAUAGGCCUUUCGCCUGAGGAAUUGUGUGCUAAAUAUGAUCUUAAAACAGAUAAUAAUGCUGAUGAUUGAAGGAGUAGACGUUAAAGAUGAAAAAGAAGCUUUAAGAGCUGUUAUAGAAUUUAAAAAAUUAAUAAUCAACAAAAACAAAAAAACAAUGUGCACAAAUUGUUAUCCCAAAAUAUUUUUGACAAAAAAAUACUAAGUAUAAAAUUUUAAAUUAAAUUUUUUUAAUUAAUUAUUUUAGAUAUUUUAAUUAUUAAAAUAUGAUAAUUUAUUUUUUGAUUAAUUAAUUAAUAAUUGUUUCUAUGUAUAAUAGGCAUAUCUAUAUGUAUUUUGUAAUGUUGUUUGUGUCUUAUAUAUUUUCCUAACAAUUAGGAGAGAUUCUAUUAUAAUAAUUAUUAUUAUAAAAAUAUUGUAAUUCUAUUUUUUAAAUAUAUAUUUUAUCUACAAAAAUAAAACAAAUAUUAUAAAUUGUUUCAAAAUAUUCAUUCAAAUGAGCAAACAAAACAUUUAACAAAAUAAAAAAAACAAAAUUCUUUUUACAAAAAAAAAACAAAACUACACAUGUGUAAUGAUCUGCAUAUAUAUUAUAUAUACAUAAAUAAAUAUUUAUAAUUUUAUUUUAAAUAAAACAAAAACAAACAAACACAAGAAAAAAACCACAAAACAAAACAAAAUGAGUAAAACUAUAUAUUUUUAAUGUUAAUGAUGAAUUUUAAAUAAAUGAAUGGGGGCUUCCGAAAGACUCGUUAAAUAAAUGCAUAAUUAUAUUUAAUUAAAUAAUAAUACAACAAAAAAAGAAAAACCAAUAAAAGAAUAAUGUUUUCUGUAUCUAUACAAUUUUUUUGACAAUAAAUCAAGAAAUAAAUAUUUUA